This is a messenger RNA of Polypterus senegalus (gray bichir), 2579 nucleotides long. It is a transcript of the gene got2a, whose product is annotated as glutamic-oxaloacetic transaminase 2a, mitochondrial. Gene Ontology annotation, molecular function: L-aspartate:2-oxoglutarate transaminase activity; pyridoxal phosphate binding. The coding region runs from base 64 to 1350 and encodes 428 amino acids. The record is from RefSeq and is a predicted model, not a curated record. Lineage: Eukaryota; Metazoa; Chordata; Cladistia; Polypteriformes; Polypteridae. Gene Ontology annotation, biological process: biosynthetic process; L-aspartate catabolic process. Gene Ontology annotation, cellular component: mitochondrion. The transcript has 10 exons.
CGUCCCGGCGUGCAUUGUGACAGCCUGUGCCCUGUUUGCCCUGCCAGACUCCCCUGUGCAGCAAUGUCCCUCUUAAAGUCUAGCAAACUUCUCUGCAAUGUCGGGAAUUAUUAUCCUUGUUUGUCGUCUUUUCCCGUCAGGGCCAGCUCCUGGUGGUCGCAUGUGGAGAUGGGUCCACCUGAUCCCAUUCUUGGAGUAACAGAAGCUUUCAAGCGUGACUCUAACCCCAAAAAAAUGAAUCUUGGUGUGGGUGCUUAUCGUGAUGACAAUGGCAAGCCUUAUGUACUUAGCUGUGUGCGCAAGGCUGAGGCGCAGAUUGCAGCUAAGAAGCUAGACAAAGAGUAUCUUCCAAUUGCUGGCCUAGCUGACUUUAACAAGGCUUCUGUGGAGCUGGCCCUAGGGCCUACUAAUGAGGUCAUAAAAAGUGGUCGGUUCACAACUGUGCAGACCAUUUCAGGAACUGGGUCUCUUCGUGUGGGAGCCAACUUCCUGGCAAGAUUUUACCAGGCCAGCCGUGAUGUAUACCUUCCAAAACCAUCUUGGGGUAACCACACACCCAUCUUCAGAGAUGCUGGAAUGCAACUUUCUGGAUAUCGUUACUAUGACCCUAAAACAUGUGGAUUUGACUUUGCUGGUGCCUUGGAAGAUCUGUCUAAAAUCCCAGAAAAGAGCAUCAUUCUGUUCCACGCCUGUGCUCACAAUCCCACUGGUGUGGACCCCAAACCAGAGCAGUGGAAGGAGUUGGCUUCAGUUGUUAAACAAAGAAACCUAUUUUCCUUCUUUGACAUGGCAUAUCAGGGGUUUGCAAGUGGAGAUAUUGAUCGUGAUGCAUGGGCUGUCCGCUAUUUCAUCGAACAAGGCCUUAAUGUUGUUCUUUCUCAAUCCUAUGCUAAAAAUAUGGGAUUAUAUGGUGAGCGUGUAGGAGCCUUCACUGUUGUGUGUAGUGAUGCUGAUGAGGCAAAACGUGUUGAAUCCCAGUUGAAGAUCCUGAUUCGCCCAAUGUAUUCCAACCCCCCACUUAAUGGGGCUUGUAUCGCUGCCACUAUUAUGAACACCCCUGAGUUAAGGCAGGAAUGGUUGCAAGAAGUAAAAGGAAUGGCUAACCGUAUAAUUGGCAUGAGGGAACAGCUUGUGUCCAAUUUGAAAAAGGAAGGGUCUAGCCAUAAUUGGCAGCAUAUCAUUGACCAGAUUGGCAUGUUCUGUUUCACUGGCCUCAAACCUGAGCAGGUUGAACGUCUCACAAAGGAGUUCUCUAUCUACAUGACAAAAGAUGGGCGCAUCUCUGUGGCUGGUGUGUCAUCAUCAAAUGUAGCUUACCUUGCCAAUGGAAUACACCAGGUCACCAAGUAAAAGUGCAUAUGUGUUGGAGUGAAACCAGUUCAUUUAUUUUUGAGUACUUGCAUCUGGAACGUAGAGAACAACUCAAAGUUGUGUGCGACAAGUUAAAUGUGUUUCCCCUAGAAGGCAACCUUAAUUAUGAGCUUUGGAGCUCGGUAAUCUUAAAAGCAACUGUCUACCAUUUUAGAUACAUGCCUACUGUAAAGAAUCACACACUUGUACUCUGCUACUUAAUACAACUCCAAGUUGUUCCAUAGAAUCUCAUUUUUUACCUUAUUCCAGGAUGUGGUGGCAGCGAUUGCAAAGAAUAUGGUUUGAUUAGCAGGAGCUUUAAUUUAGAUUACAGCUGCAUCCAAAAUUUGUAUGGAAAAUUUUCCAAAUAAUCCAUUGAUAAUGCAAGCAUUGUGAACACAUUCUCUGGGUAAAUAACUGCCCUUAUUUUGCCUAAGUAGUGGUUCAUUCUUACUAUGUAGUUUAAGGUACCUUGACACAAGGAUACAAUCAAACUACUUUAAGGAUGCCUUGCAUCAUUUAUGGAAGUUGUGGCCCCAAAAUCCACUAGAGCUACCAAUUGAUUUUUUUUUUUUUGUGGGCGGGGGAGAGGAGAAGUCCUAUCUAAAAGUUGCUUGUUUAGAUUGUGGCUACAUAACUCGUCAUCCAUGCCUACUUAACUAAAUACACAGAGCCAGUACCAAAAAUUCUCAAUGCUGAAUUUGACAAAAAAUGCUUUAGGCAUAUUCUUGUAAUGGAAUGUUGUCUUUAUUGGGUCUCUAACUUUUGCACAUUUAAAAAAAAAAAAAAAAAAUUGUAAAUGUCUAAAUUUCAAAAUUGCUUCAGAAUCUUUUCCUCAGAUAUAGUUCUUAGUUGUGCGGAAGAGUAAAGGCAAUGAAAAAUGAAACCAAAUACUACUGCAUCCAAUUUAUAGUUAAAAUACAUUUAAUAUUUUCAAAACAAAUCUUAAAUGCCAGAUACAAUUUUUUUUUUUUUUUGGUCUGCACAGUGUCCAUUAUCUAAAAGGAACAGUGCUGUUCAUUUCAUCAGCAGGGUCAACUGUCAAAUUUGUAACGUAUGAAAAUGCCCACAUUUAAGAGUUAUAAAACAGAUUUUGGUAUCUGAUCAAAAGUAUUAACCUCUGUGGUUACAUAAGCACUUGGAAAAUGUGUGUAUAAAUGUAUUCACACAUGAGCUGCACUUUUUGAUAUUGUGUCAUUUGUCCAAAUAAAAAUGAACUGCAAUCAUGA